Lathyrus oleraceus (garden pea) is the source of this 900-nucleotide messenger RNA. RefSeq names its product eukaryotic translation initiation factor 4 gamma-like. Lineage: Eukaryota; Viridiplantae; Streptophyta; Magnoliopsida; Fabales; Fabaceae. The transcript has 2 exons. The record is from RefSeq and is a predicted model, not a curated record. Bases 1 to 900 code for a protein of 299 amino acids.
AUGUAUCUUUUCUCUAAGAUAGAUCCCCCAGAGGUUAUUGCUCAUUACCUUCAAAAUAUGGCGUCUCAAGGUAUUGACAUUUCAGAUUUCUCUAUGGAUUGGCUACCAGAACAUCCACCUAAUUUCAUGAAGAGGAUGAGAGAUCCCUCUGAGAGGAAGUCAAAGAAGAAGACUCUGAAGAUUGGAGCCUCUACAUUAACUCAAAAGCUACUUGCGCCUCUGGAUUCCUCUGCUCCAAGUAAGUCAUCUCUCUCUGAAGCUCCUUUACCUUCUAGGUCUAAGCAAAUAUCUUCUUCCCUACCUCAACCAUAUCCCACAUACUCUCCCUCUGAACCCAUUAUCUCCAUUCGAACUCCCUCCGAAUCCCACAACUUUGAAACAAACACUUCCUCACCCACUCUACAAAAAUUUGACCUCACAACCACAACAUUUCCCGUAUCUGAGGCCCUACUUUUUAAUGAACCCAUUUCACCUCCCUCAUCCAAUCCCUUAUCUCCUCCUUAUUAUGACCUUUCCUCUCACGCUGAUCAUCCAGAAAUUCCUAACCCUUCCUCUCCCACCUUGGCACAACUCCAAGACACAGCAAACUCUGAACAGACUCCAGGAUCUGAGGCAAGACUAGAGGCACGUCUAGUCAGGGAAGCUGAAGAGAAAGCACGAAAGGAAGCUGAAGAAAAGGAUGGGCUAGAAGCUGAAGAGAAUGCUAGAAAGAAAGCUGAGGAAAAAGCUAUGACUGAGGCUUCUGCUGCAGAAGCUGAAGCCGACACUGAAGAAGCAGCACGCAUAGCUGUAGAGGAAGUUGCAAAGUCUACUGAAGUUGCUCUGACUCGAGGUGCAUCAUCGACAUAUGCCAUUGCUCCGUUGGUGCUCCAGACUCUGGAAGAACUUCAAAAGGAAUAA